Panicum hallii is the source of this 2787-nucleotide messenger RNA. Its product is annotated as soluble starch synthase 2-2, chloroplastic/amyloplastic-like. The transcript has 8 exons. Bases 253 to 2358 code for a protein of 701 amino acids. NCBI's taxonomy places the organism in Eukaryota, Viridiplantae, Streptophyta, Magnoliopsida, Poales, Poaceae. Gene Ontology annotation, molecular function: alpha-1,4-glucan glucosyltransferase (UDP-glucose donor) activity. The record is from RefSeq and is a predicted model, not a curated record.
UCGUCGUCCUCCCCUCCACCCAAGCCACUCGAUCGGCUCGCCCCUGGCCUCCAACUCCAAGUCCCCACCUCCUCCCCCUGCAAGGCCCACCGGCCCCGCCUCAACCUCAACGCCGGCCUCACAAACUCGCGCAGACCUCCCUCGUGCGCCACGCCGCUCGCCAUCCUCGCCUCCUUUCUCCAGUCUCGAAUCCUUCUGGUAGUAUCGGGAGAAUUAGCAGCAGCAGCAGCAGGAGUUGUGCUUUGGGAUCCGAUGUCGGGGACAAUCGCUUCCUCCUCCUCGGCUUUCCUCCUCCUCGUCGCGUCAUCCUCGCCGCGGCGCAGGCGGAGCAGGGUCGGCGCGGCUCUGCGCUCGUACGGCUACGGCGGCGCGGGGCUCCGCUUGCAUUGGGCGCACCGGGGCCCGUCUCGGGAUGGAGCGGCAGCAGUGCGCGCCGCGGCGGCACCGGGCGGGGGCGAGGGUGAGGAGGCCGCGGCGGCAUUAGAGAGCUCCACGCUGAAGGGGGUCGCCGUGCAGGGCAGCAAGGACAAGGCUGCAGAUUCUGCUUCACCUCCCAAACCUGUGACAUCCACGCCGAAGCAACGCCGCAGCGCUGCAAAGCAAAAUGGGGCGCUUGAGAGCAGCAGUGCGAGCAAAUCUGCCGCGCCAGUGUCCGAACCCAAAGCCGAGUCGCCAGCUCCUGUCUCCGAGACAGAAACGGAUGCCAGGGCGAAGGUUUCAGAACCGAAGCCGACCGCAUUGGAUGAUGCUAAGGAAUGCGUUGGCAUCGCUGAAACGGUGGAAGCUAAGGCUGAUGCUGCUGCGGCUACGGAAGCGGCGGCGGGUGCUGCCGAUGACAGUGAGGACAAGGAACCUGGACCUUUGGCUGGCCCGAAUGUGAUGAAUAUCGUGGUGGUGGCUUCUGAAUGUGCUCCUUUCUGCAAAACAGGUGGUCUCGGAGAUGUUGUGGGUGCUUUGCCCAAGGCUUUAGCAAGGAGAGGACACCGUGUUAUGGUAGUGAUACCAAGGUAUGGCGAGUAUGCAGAAGCCCGGGAUUUAGGUGUACGCAGACGUUACAGGGUAGCUGGACAGGAUUCAGAAGUGACUUAUUUUCAUUCUUACAUUGAUGGAGUUGAUUUCGUAUUUAUAGAAGCCCCUCCCUUCCGGCACCGGCACAAUGAUAUUUAUGGAGGAGAAAGAUUGGAUGUUUUGAAGCGCAUGAUUUUGUUCUGCAAGGCUGCUGUUGAGGUUCCAUGGUAUGCUCCAUGCGGUGGUACCGUCUAUGGUGAUGGCAAUUUAGUUUUCAUCGCUAAUGAUUGGCAUACUGCACUUCUGCCUGUCUAUCUGAAGGCCUAUUAUCGAGACAAUGGUUUGAUGCAGUAUGCUCGAUCCGUUCUUGUGAUACACAACAUUGCUCAUCAGGGUCGUGGCCCUGUAGAUGACUUCUUCAGUUUCGACUUGCCUGAACACUACAUCGAUCACUUCAAGUUGUACGAUCCUGUUGGUGGCGAUCACAGCAACGUCUUUGCUGCCGGGCUGAAGAUGGCAGACCGGGUGGUCACCGUGAGCAGCGGGUAUCUGUGGGAGCUGAAGACGUUGGAAGGUGGGUGGGGACUCCACGACAUCAUAAACCAGAACGACUGGAAGCUGCAGGGCAUCGUGAACGGCAUCGACAUGAGCGAAUGGAACCCCGCGGUGGACGUGCACCUGCACUCGGACGGCUACACCAACUACACGUUCGAGACGCUGGACACGGGCAAGCGGCAGUGCAAGGCGGCCCUGCAGCGGCAGCUCGGUCUGCAGGUCCGCGACGACGUGCCGCUGAUCGGCUUCGUCGGGCGCCUGGACCACCAGAAGGGAGUGGACAUCAUCGCGGACGCGAUCCACUGGAUCGCGGGGCAGGACGUGCAGCUGGUGAUGCUGGGCACGGGGCGGCCCGACCUGGAGGACCUGCUGCGGCGGUGCGAGGCGGAGCACAGCGACAAGGUGCGCGCGUGGGUGGGGUUCUCGGUGCCUAUGGCGCACCGCAUCACGGCGGGCGCGGACGUCCUGCUGAUGCCGUCGCGGUUCGAGCCGUGCGGGCUGAACCAGCUGUACGCGAUGGCGUACGGCACGGUGCCCGUGGUGCACGCCGUGGGCGGGCUCCGCGACACGGUGGCGCCCUUCGACCCGUUCGCGGACGCCGGGCUCGGGUGGACGUUCGACCGCGCGGAGGCGAACCGGAUGAUCGACGCGCUCGGGCACUGCCUCAAUACGUACCGGAACUACAAGGAGAGCUGGCGGGGCCUGCAGGCGCGCGGCAUGGCGCAGGACCUCAGCUGGGACCACGCCGCGGAGCUCUAUGAGGACGUGCUCGUCAAGGCCAAGUACCAGUGGUGAGCGAGCCGGCUGGCGACGCCGACGCGCGCCUCCCGUCGCGGGACCCUGGACGCGCGGCCGCGGGCGUGCUUCUUCCAGGCGGUGCGCGCGGCGCAUUUGCGCCGGGCGACGGUGGCUGGCGUGGCGUGCCGGGGGAGCGUGGGCGGGCGUGCGUGCGAUGAUGCCACCGGGCGAAGGGGACUAGCUAGACAGCGACGGGCCGACGGCGAUGCAAGUGACCUCUGCUGCUGCCGUGCUCAUGGUCUGAAUCACUUUGAUCCGGUUCCAGGUGAUGUAAAAUUAUCGAGUUUUGGAGGCGAGGCGCGUGCAUUCCGCCGGUAAAUGGAGUUGUAGAAGCUGUACUACUCUUUACAUCGCCAUUUUUGUAUCUACCUUAUGCUGGCAAAUCCUUGAACUUCAACUUCUACCAGAUGGGCAGUAUAUUUCUCU